This is a messenger RNA of Lampris incognitus (smalleye Pacific opah), 633 nucleotides long. It is a transcript of the gene tmem14ca, whose product is annotated as transmembrane protein 14Ca. The record is from RefSeq and is a predicted model, not a curated record. Bases 56 to 472 code for a protein of 138 amino acids. NCBI's taxonomy places the organism in Eukaryota, Metazoa, Chordata, Actinopteri, Lampriformes, Lampridae. The transcript is spliced from 5 exons. Gene Ontology annotation, biological process: regulation of heme biosynthetic process. Gene Ontology annotation, cellular component: mitochondrial membrane.
AUCUUCAACAACUGAUGUUUAACAUUCCACUUAGACGAAGUUAUUCCGUUUUACGAUGUUUCCAAACGUCUUGAUCGCUCAGUUGGUGCUCUGUAACAGUUCUCCGGCGUUGGCGCAGUCGGGUGGUCUUUUUGCAGCAGUGUCAAACAUGUCCGUGGACUGGGUGGGUUAUGGGUACGCAGCCCUCGUUGCAUCUGGAGGAGUCGUCGGUUACGUCAAAGCAGGCAGUGUUCCCUCCUUGGCUGCGGGUCUACUUUUUGGUGGCCUAGCUGGCUUUGGCGCCUACCAGAUCUCAAAUGACCCCACGAACAUUUGGGUAUCCUUCGCUACAUCAGGAGCUCUAGCAGGCAUCAUGGGAAAAAGAUUUUAUGGAUCCAGGAAGUUCAUGCCAGCUGGCUUAGUGGCUGGAGCAAGUCUUCUGAUGCUAGGGAAGCUUGGUGUAGCCAUGCUCCAGAAACCCCAGGAGUCUUGAAGAAAUGACGAUUCAUUGUAAUCCAUGAUGACCCAUAUCAAAUCCCAUCAUCUCAUGUGGAUCCCAUCUUCUCACUAUUACAGGGCAAAGCGUGUCAGUUAUUGUUGAACAUUGAUGUCAUUUUGUAAAGAGAAAUGUAUUAUGAAGAGUGAAAUAAUAUU